CAUCCCGGGGCUCUCCGCUGCGCUCCGGGAGGAGUGGAGAGUGAGUUCGGGCUGACUGAGAGCGGACGCGUCGGAAACCUCCCCGGAGGGGCCCCGUGUAAUUCGAUGCAUGCUGUUAAAGCUUAGAGUAUAUUGUCUUCCCUUUGCUUAUGAAGCCUCCACCCACCGGCCCACCCUACAUUUAGCGGAUCAUGUGACUCGGGGCAGCCUAAGAAACAGGAUGUUAAUGCUUGACGGAAUGCCUGCAGUCCGGGUCAAAGCUGAGCCCCUGGAAUCGGAACAAGGGUCACCUAAAGUGCGCCCUUACUCUGCAAUGGACGGCGUCCCCUUCUUCCUCAGCCGAGUUAAGCACGAACCUCCAGAAGACCUGCUCGCUAACGACCUGCACUUCCACACACAGACCGAACCUGUCGACCUGUCAAUCAACAAACACCGCCCCUCCUCUUCAUCAACCACCCCUACCACCACCUCGUCAUCUUCCCCUCUCAGAUACGCUUUCUCCCCGUCUUCUUUAUCGUCUUCAUCCUCCUCCUCCUCCUCUCCAUCGGUUAUCACCUCAGCCUCAUCGGUGCUAACCCCUGGAACCGGGCUGAGGGGUCAGCCGUAUUUGCACAUUCUGCACUCUGUGCCGCCGCCUCCAUCCAGCCCAUUGAGCCUGCAGGGAGCGGGGAAGAUUGCCAGCCAUGUUCACCGGAUCCCAGUCGUGGUACAGUCACUGCCACUCAUGUACACCACUGCCGUUCGAUCACCCUCCAGCCUCAACAACGCCAUCAUGCUACCUCUGCUGGACGAGGUGAAAAACCAUGGCAAAGCACACAUAGACCCCAACGGCCUGUCGCCAAGGCAGAUCAAGAGUGACAGCGAUGACGACGACCUGCCAAACGUGACCUUGGAUAGUGUUAAUGAGACCGGCUCCACUGCGCUGUCUAUAGCCCGCGCUGUACAAGAUUCCAUGUCCCCGUUCAGUAUUGACAGCAUACGGCGCCCCCGGAGGUCAGAGUCACCAGAUUCCAAAAAGAGAAGAAUUCACAGAUGUGACUUUGAGGGCUGCAAUAAGGUGUACACCAAAAGCUCCCAUUUAAAAGCACAUCGGAGGACACAUACAGGGGAAAAGCCAUACAAAUGCACCUGGGACGGCUGCACGUGGAAGUUUGCCCGCUCUGAUGAGCUGACAAGGCAUUACAGAAAACACACAGGGGUGAAGCCCUUCAAGUGUGCAGACUGUGACCGCAGCUUCUCCAGAUCUGACCACUUGGCCCUGCACCGACGGAGACACAUGCUGGUGUGAAUAAGAUGGAGAGAGAGAGAAAGAGAGAGAGAGAGAGAGAGAGAGAGAGAUCAAAGGAACAGACACACACAAACACAGGCAGCCGGGGGAGCGGGAUCUCCCUAUGAAUGUUUUUCAGCUGGCCUGGACGCACACACCUACACAUACAUAGACGCACACACACACACACACACACACACACUCACUCAUCCGUCAUCAUAAGGAGAGAAGAUGGAGAGGUGCACAGAGCUUGUGCAGCACAAAACAGGGUCACUUAUGGAUCCUCUUUGGGUUGGAAGGAAUAGACGGCAGGAUCUAUUAUUGCUAUUCUUUGGAGUAUAAUAGGGAACUGUCUUUUACAGCACUGUUUGUAAAUGUUUCACUUUGAUUUUUAAAGAUAAACUCACACUUUCUUUGGACAAAAAAUAUAUAUAUAAUGCAAUUGCAACGGCCUCUUUUAUGGUAACAUUCUUUUCAUUAUUGUUAAAAUGGCUGAUUUUCCAGCACUCAUAAUGUGAAAGACCCCAUUUAAUGGAAUGGAUUUCCUCUGUGAGCAGAAAGAAGCUAGGCCUGGACUAGAUUGAAUGAAUGGACUUGGGCCUAAGUGGAGUUACAGGCAGUAUUGUUGCGCCGUGCCGCUAUUUGAGUCUGAAUGGUGACCAGCAGAGGGCGGCAUUUAAUCACAGAUGGUUUCUUUUGCCUCCUGGAGCCUGCUGUUAUAUCUGAGGCAUCCCAUUCACAAGCUCAAAGAGGGCUGGAAUUUCACCUGUCUCACAGCCAGCAAACGGUAAAUGACAUUAACUGAAAUAGCCACAACCCGAAUGGAUUAACCUCAUCUACACGUCUACUUUUACAGAUAUUCAUUGCUUUAUUUCAAACAAGUAAAACUGGACAAUCACAUCAUCACACCAGCAAAGAAACACACACUGUUUAUGACCCACUCACAGGGCUGGACAACCCCAAAUCUCAUCAGUGCUAUUCUUUAUGUUGAGCCUCUUGAAAGCAUUUCUUUCAAAAAAAAAAAAAUAUUUGGUGGAAUUUGUGCUGUGAUUAGCAAUCAGUAAAGUGCAAUCUUAAAGGAUAAAUAUACUUUCAGUAUGAUGUUUUGUUCAUUGAAUCUUGCUUUUCUUCUUUUUAAAUGCCUGCUUAUUGCUUAUGUUUGACUCAGAAAAAUACAACCCCUCAUGUACAGUAAAAUUUACAACAAUCAGAGGAGAUUUUCUAGUAUGUG
Etheostoma cragini (Arkansas darter) is the source of this 2498-nucleotide messenger RNA. It is a transcript of the gene klf12b, whose product is annotated as Kruppel-like factor 12b. The coding region runs from base 110 to 1288 and encodes 392 amino acids. Gene Ontology annotation, biological process: regulation of transcription by RNA polymerase II. The transcript is spliced from 6 exons. Gene Ontology annotation, molecular function: DNA-binding transcription factor activity, RNA polymerase II-specific; RNA polymerase II cis-regulatory region sequence-specific DNA binding. The record is from RefSeq and is a predicted model, not a curated record. Lineage: Eukaryota; Metazoa; Chordata; Actinopteri; Perciformes; Percidae.